CAUUGUUCUAUCUGUGUUUCUUCCUCUCUGUCGACUUCGGCAGUUUUGUUCGCUGCGUAGCUACGAAAGGGUUCGAUUUAGCUUCAAAUCUCGAUCUGCACCUCCGCUUUGAUGGCAUUGUUUCUUUCCUAUAGUGUCCCCGCCACUCUUUGAAAAUUCCACCUAAAAGGAAAAAACGAUCCACCCCAAAUAUUGGGUUUUAUUCUCACGUGUACAAUUACUACCCAGAGGGUUUAGGGGCGGCUCUCCGCCGAGAGCCGUUCGACUUCAACGCCGAGCCACCUUGGGAUCCUAGCUGAUAGUGGGGGAGCUCCAUCUCCUAACUCGUCCAUUUUGCUGCAUACUAUCAAGGACCCCAGGGGCUCAGAGAGAGACCACUUCACCCAGGGGCUCAGAGAGAGACCACUUCACACAGAGUAUCAGAGAGAGACCACUUCACCCAGGCAUAAUUCUUUAUGACUGGCAGAUAAGCAGACAGCAGUUGAGAUGAAGGGACUAGAUGACGAACCAAACUACUCCGUCGCCCUGCUAGAGGGAGCCACGGCCCUCAGCGACGUGGUUGAGAAUCACAUUUAUGAACAAACACUGGCUGAGAAGAAUGCGUUCUUCGUGGCAGACUUGGGGGUCCUUAUGAGGCAACAUGUUCGCUGGCGAACCCACAUGCCCCAGCUGCGUCCCUUCUACGCUGUCCAAGCCAACAGCAGCUUGGCUGUCAUUGAGAUCCUAGCUGCUCUCGGCACUGGCUUCAUUUGCACCAAUAAGUAUGAGUUGGAGCUUGUGCAGGGCUAUGGCGUUCCCUCUGAAGACAUUAUCUACAGCGGUGUGUGUAAGCAGCUCUCCCAGAUCAAGUACGCCGCUAAGAACGGCAUCGACUUCCUGGUGUGUGACAACGAGGCCGAGCUACGCAAGAUCGCUCGCUGCCAUCCCUGUGCCAAACUGCUGCUGCAGGUGGCCACAGAGGCUUCCAGCGAGGGUGAUGAAAUGGGCAUGACGUUUGGCUCCAAGCUGAAGGACUGCAGACACCUGCUGGAGAGUGCCAAAGAGCAGGGCCUGCAGGUGGUGGGGGUCAGGUUCCACAUUCCCAGCUCCUGUGACGACCCUCAGGCCUACAGCCAUGCAGUGUCUGACGCUCGCUGUGUCUUUGACAUGGGGGAGGAUAUUGGCUUCAGUAUGACAAUCCUGGAUAUUGGAGGUGGAUUCAACGGCUCAGAGACUCAGCUGAAACAGAUUAACAGUGCAGUCAGGCCGUUGUUGGACCUGUACUUCCCAGCAUCGUCUGGCGUCUCCAUCAUGGCAGAGCCUGGCAGUUACUACGUGUCCUCCUCCUUCACCCUGGCUGUCAACAUCAUCGCUAAGGAAGUAGGCGCCCGGGAUCUUCAUGGCAAUCACGAUGAACCAUCUCCCAACGAUGAGCCAGAGUUCCUGUACUACAUGAACGAUGGGGUGUACGGCUCGUUCACUAGCAAGCUAGCAGACAAUGUAAUUCCAGCUCCGGCUCUGCCCAAUAGCGGUGUGUCCGAGGAACCGGUGUUUGCCAGCAGUCUGUGGGGUCCGUCAGGUGAUGAGCUGGACCAGGUGGUUGAUCAGUGUCUGCUGCCAGAGCUCAGUGUGGGAGACUGGCUGAUCUUCAACAACGCUGGGGCCUAUAGCCUGGGCCCUCCGUCCACUUUCACAGAUUCACCCAGACCCCCCGUCUACUACACCAUCUCUACUGGAGACUGGUUUGAGAUGCAGGACGCUGGUAUCACCCAGGACAUCAGCAUGAAGAACUUCUCUCUGGUCCCCUACUUCCUCCACUCCGGCCAAUCAGACGAAGCCCUGUCGGUCCCGGCUUAGGCUAGCUGAACCAAUCCCAUGUCUCUGCUGUGCUGACCUCACCUGGUCAACAUUCCAAUGGGAGGAAAAGACUGAAUGGUGCUUGCUGGCUAAAAGCUUUUUAUUAUUCAUUUCAUAAGGAAUUGAGCUUUUGUCUUCCUUUCCACAUUCAGUAAAAUAGUAUGCAACAAAAUGGAUGAGUCUGUAGGGAUGGAACUCCCACCUGUGUGGGUAUCCCAUGCGGUUACAGUUUACAUACAGUAAAUACAUACAAUGGAAUUUAAAAGUUAAUAUUUGAAACAUGUAUUAUAUUGCCUAUACGUCUCCUUUUUGCCAGUCCUGUAAAUUCAAUUGUCUACCUACUCAAAAUGGAGCAGUUAACAAAACCUGAUGUUUUAAAGCCAUUUUUGGAUGCUUUGCUAAAACAUAUUUAUGUUUAUUUAUGGUUUUGUUGGUUGUCGUUUUUUUUUUUUGUGCUAUGAAUAUCUGAUCCCCUGGCACUUAUGAUCAGUCAGUAUUUAAAAGGGGGCAUACAGUAGCCAAUUAUGCAUCCCAAAUGGCACCCUAUUUAGUGCACUACUUUUGACCAGAUCCCUAUCUAGGGAACAGUGUCAUUUGGGAUGCAUAUAACAGUACAGUGCCUCAGAUGAAGGGGAACUCUAUUUGAUUCAAGCAAUAUGAGUACAGAAUAUCAUUCACCUAACAUCUCGUUGAUAAUGUGCUCACGCUAAAUAUAAACCGUCUUGAGACUAUUAUCAUAAUGCAACAUUGAUGUUUCAUUUGUUUUUUAAAUCCCUCUUCCUUACAAGUCUCUGUGGAAAGAAUUGUCCAACAUCUGUGAAUUGGUCUCCAGUUUUGUCUAAAGUAAAUUAAUAUAAAAGCUCUCUGAAUCAUAA
Messenger RNA from Salvelinus fontinalis (brook trout), 2711 nucleotides. Its product is annotated as antizyme inhibitor 1-like. NCBI's taxonomy places the organism in Eukaryota, Metazoa, Chordata, Actinopteri, Salmoniformes, Salmonidae. Gene Ontology annotation, cellular component: cytoplasm. The record is from RefSeq and is a predicted model, not a curated record. The transcript is spliced from 12 exons. Gene Ontology annotation, biological process: negative regulation of protein catabolic process; positive regulation of polyamine transmembrane transport. The coding region runs from base 487 to 1836 and encodes 449 amino acids. Gene Ontology annotation, molecular function: ornithine decarboxylase activator activity; ornithine decarboxylase activity.